Messenger RNA from Polyodon spathula (Mississippi paddlefish), 4439 nucleotides. RefSeq names its product phospholipase A2, group VI (cytosolic, calcium-independent) (gene pla2g6). The record is from RefSeq and is a predicted model, not a curated record. Gene Ontology annotation, molecular function: protein binding. Gene Ontology annotation, biological process: positive regulation of ceramide biosynthetic process; cardiolipin acyl-chain remodeling. The transcript has 17 exons. Lineage: Eukaryota; Metazoa; Chordata; Actinopteri; Acipenseriformes; Polyodontidae. Bases 153 to 2597 code for a protein of 814 amino acids. Gene Ontology annotation, cellular component: mitochondrion.
UCGGCUCAAUAAACUGGAGCAGAAGUCAGGCAGGCGAUCAGAGAUCUCAAAAGCUGAGAGGAUUAUUCAUGCUAGUGCUUGCAUCUGCGGACCAGGCUUGAGUACGCUUUAGGAUUUGUCAAAUACAGCUGCCAAAGGGCCCUGUCUUGACAAUGCAGUUUUUCGGCCAGCUGGUGAACAACGCUCUGUCAUCGGUGUCUAAUCGCUUCAUAAACCCGUACCGGGUGAAGGAGGUACCACUUUCGGUCUAUGCAGGGGGAACCUGUUCCCGGCUAGAGGAGGAGGGCAGGGUGGUGCUGUACAGAAACCCCUCGGCACAGUCAUGGGACUGUCUGCUCCUGAAUCAGGACAAAACACAGAGUAUUGCACUACGGUUAUUCCAGCUUGGUUCGGAAGUCGACGCCAGGAAUUGGUUCCCCCAGUACUCCCUGAAGCUCCGCCCCUUCUACGAGAGCUCCCAACUGCCUCUGCGCGUCGAGACUCUGCAGCAAAUCACAGACUGCCUGAGGAACCACCCUGAUUGGUCAGCAGCUCACAUUGCCGUGGAAACCGGCUUGAGGGACUGCCUGAAACACAACUAUGUCCUGAGCCAGAUUAACAGUCGGGACGGGGUGGAGGGCUGCACCCCUCUUCACCUGGCCUGCAGGAAGGAGGACCCCCAGUGUGUGCGUGAGCUGCUGGAGGACUGCCAGGCCAGGCUGGACAUGGUGGACAAGAACGCGGAGACACCCUUCCACUACGCAGCGCGGCAGGACAACUUCCAGCUCAUGGAGCUCCUGUGUAAGCACUCCUCUGGGGAAGGGUUGAACAAGCUGAGCAGCAGUGGAGAGACAGCCCUGCACAUCGCCUGCCGUCUGGGGAAGACAGAGACCGUCCGGGCCGUCCUUCAGAGCGGGGCGCGCUGUGACAUCAUCGGAGGGCAGGGCUACCCCAUCCACACCGCCCUCAAGUACUCUGAGAAGAGCUGUGUAGAGGCAAUACUGGAUGCUGACCCUAACCAGAUUUGCUCUGAAGACCCCCACUACGGAGGGACCCCCUUGCACUGGACAAAGACCCCAGAGCUGUGCCGCUUGCUGAUUGCGAAGGGAUGCAAUGUGAACUACCUGAGCCAGAGUGGAGAGACGCCGCUGCACAUCAUGGUGAGGAGGAAGAGGUUUGGCGCCGCCAUGGUCCUGCUGACCCACGGAGCGCAGAGCAACGCCAAGGGAGAGAACGGAGACACCCCCCUGCACCUCGCCAUGAAGUUGGAUCACAUGGAGCUGAUCAAGGCUCUCAUCGUGUUUGGAGCAGACAUGGAGAUCCCUAAUGAUUUUGGGGAGACCCCCGGACUGAUCGCAGCUCGAACCAGCAAAGGUUCGAACAGGAAGGUGUUGCUGACCCUGCUGCAUAGCAUAGGUGCUGAGCGCUGUCACCCUCCUUCCCCCGACACCCCCACACGACUCCCCUCUCCUCCGCAGAGACCCGCGAGACCACCGCCUCCACAUCUAGGGUUCGAUGACCUCGUCCAUGUUGCUGCUGCUCUGGGCGCCCUGACGAAAGGGGUGGUGGAAGUGGACGGCGUCAGAGCAGCCAGCAGGAAGUUUGACCGCUUGCUGUGUCUGGAUGGAGGGGGAAUCAAGGGCCUUGUUCUCAUCCAGCUGCUUAUGGCCCUCGAGAAGGCGGCCGGACGGCCAAUCAGAGAUCUCUUUGACUGGGUCUCGGGCACCAGCACUGGAGGGAUCCUAGCCCUGGCUGUCGUACAUGGCAAGUCGAUGGAGUACCUGCGCUGCCUGUAUUUCCGGAUGAAGGACGAGGUGUUUAAAGGGUCCCGCCCGUACGAGUCGGCCCCCCUGGAAGAGUUCCUCAAGAGAGAGUUCGGGGAGAACACCAAGAUGACCGACAUCCAAUACCCAAAGGUGAUGGUGACGGGCACGCUGGCAGACAGGCACCCCGCAGAGCUGCACUUCUUCAGGAACUACGACACUCCUGAGACCGGCCAGGACCCCCCCUACAAGAGGAGCGCCGACUUCCAGCCCCUCACCCAACCUCAGGACCAGCUGGUAUGGAGAGCAGCUCGCUGUAGUGGGGCUGCGCCCUCUUAUUUUCGACCAAUGGGCCGCUUUCUGGAUGGGGGUCUGUUGGCCAACAACCCAACACUGGACGCCAUGACAGAAAUCCACGAGUACAACAGGGCUCUGAAACACAAGGGUCGGGGGUCCGAUGCUCUGCGUCUGGGGGUGGUGGUCUCUCUGGGCACGGGGAAGCCCCCUCAGGUGGCCGUGAACUCCGUCGAUGUCUUCCGGCCCUCCAACCCCUUCGAACUCGCCAAGAGCUUUGUGGGAGCCAAGGAGCUGGGCCGCAUGCUGGUGGACUGUUGCACAGACUCGGACGGGAGAGCAGUUGAUCGAGCGAGGGCCUGGUGUGAAAUGACAGAUAUCGCCUACUUCAGGCUGAGCCCCCAGUUCUCAUCAGAGGUGCUGCUGGAUGAAAUUGAAGACGCUGUCCUCGUGAACAUGCUCUGGGAGACGCAGAUCUACGUGUAUGAGCAGCGGGAGCAGAUUCAGCACCUGGCUCGCUGGCUUCUCGACGCAGACUGCAGUGGAUCAGCUCCUCUCUAACAUGCUUAGAGAGAGAGGAAAGCAAACUGCAGUAGAUCAUCUCUAACAUGCUUCUGGAACCAGAGAGUUGUUCAAAACCACUCUGCGCUGCUGUGCAGGGUGCUGGGGUCUGCUUAUAAAGCUUGUUUUUAAUAGAAUUGGUCACAAAAGGUCAGGUGUAGUAGUUCUGGUGGUUUUCAAAUAUUUCGCUUUUUAAAUUAACCUAGGAAGUGCAAGUACAACAGACCACCUGAAAAUAUAACCAGUGAACCGAUAACUUUCUCUAACCAAAGUGCGUUGCCAGACCUUGAAAAUACAUGAUUGCUGUAACCUGUAUUUCUUUCAAAACUGCACAGAACUGCAUAGCAGAGUGCAUGAGCAGCGCUUCAACACCUUUACAAAACGUUAAUGUUGUAUUCAAACCACAACUGACUGUAUUGUGGCUGCUGCGCCCACAAACUCAGAACACAGUGUAAUUAUUGUACUGGGAGUUCCAGGCAUUGCUGGUAAGCUGGUGACCAGCAGCACUGGGAAUUGGUCCACACCUUAAACACUUUCUUAAUGGUUACUUAGGCUGUUGGAAACCCCAGGAUGCAGCAAUGUUCUACUGAAGGGUUGACGUCACUUCCUCCUCCUCAGACCUGUUGCCAAGGGCGACAGUUUUCAACUAGAUGGGCCUCGAGUAGAUGUGCCCAGCCAUUUUCUCUCUUUCAUGCAAAGGUUCAAUAAAGCUUCCCUCGCGGGUUGUUGUGGUAAACACUCAACAGAUCUGACGUUGAAACUACCAGAAGCAAUGUAAUAAAUUCAGUGCGAAACGUUUCGAUCAGAAGUCUCUCUUCUUUAAGACAGUGUUCCAGUAAAGGGACCUACAUUUCUUUCUUAAACCAGUUUUCCCACUUCUUGGACCAUGCUGGCCAGUUAAACAGCUCAACUCCCAGCUCUGACCAGUAUAGACCAGUACAUGUUGUUGCUGGAGCUUCCAGUUCAGUUCUGUGUGUGCAUGUUCACUCUGUGGCUUUCUAGGAAAGGGUAUAGCUGAUGCACGCUUCCCCGGGAUUCAGUUAUAGGAAGGGUGCCUUUUAUACAUUUCAUUGCUUUGGCGAGAGGUCUUGUCACUUUACCCAGUACGUCAAGAUGGCAAGGGAGGGAUCAGUUCAGUCUCCAUGCCUCAAGCCUGCCCUGGACUGGAGGGAGCACCCUUUCUCUUAGAUGGGUAACACGGUGGUUCCACUCUAUCUCAAGUCUACAGUUAGGUCAAUAUCGUGUUUUUGGUUUAGCAUUGCUGUCUUGCAGCGACUAAAAACCUGACUUGAAGGUUUUUUCUUUUUACCGGUUCUAUGUAUAUGAAGAUAAUGGAAGAUCUGCACUGUUUAAAACUGCCUUCAUUUAGCAUAGCAAAGAGUAGGUCCUUGUCUAUGCCAGCUUUUUACCACAUGAUGGCUCUGUUCCUUCAUAACAAAUACAUAAAAUAAACAGUAGAAGACAGUGCUACAGAUUUGUAUAGGAAAGUUCACAGGUUUAUCAAAAGAUAUCUCUUAUGAAUUUCUUUUCACCCAAAGUCUGGCGGAAGCAUUCGAAAAUACUUGUUCAUGCCAAGAAAAUGACCCAAAAAGUUUUGGCAGAUUGUUUGCAUGAGGGGUUAAUGUGUUUUAAUGAAUCUGCAGCAGCUGACUAUUUAGAAACUACAAAAACAGAAAAAAAGAACAUUUACAAACAGCAUUUUGAUUUGCCUUUUCUGUUGGAUGUGUGUGUGUGUGUGUGUGUGUGUGUGUAAAUCUCAAACAUGAUCUAUUAAAUUACUAAAUUCUUACAUUGCUAUCCGUACACUGUGUUAUUGUUAAGUCAAUUAAAAGUAUUAUUUAA